This is a messenger RNA of Phytophthora sojae, 4437 nucleotides long. Its product is annotated as tyrosine biosynthesis bifunctional enzyme. Gene Ontology annotation, biological process: L-tyrosine biosynthetic process; L-phenylalanine biosynthetic process. The record is from RefSeq and is a predicted model, not a curated record. Lineage: Eukaryota; Oomycota; Peronosporomycetes; Peronosporales; Peronosporaceae. Gene Ontology annotation, molecular function: prephenate dehydratase activity; prephenate dehydrogenase (NADP+) activity; NAD+ binding. The transcript has 2 exons. The coding region runs from base 1 to 4437 and encodes 1478 amino acids.
AUGAAGGGUGAGGUGAAGGUGGCGUACCAGGGCAUGCCCGGCGCGUACUCAGAGAAGGCGACGCGGCAGCUGCUGGGCUCGUCGGCCAACGUCGUGGCCGUGGGCUACCCGUCCUUCGACGAGGCGUUCCUGGCCGUGCAGCGCGAGGACGCGGACUUCGGCGUGCUGCCCAUCGAGAACUCGCUGGGCGGCAGCAUCCACGCCAACUACGACCUGCUGCUCAAGUUCGGGCUGCACAUCGUGGGCGAGUACGACCUGCGCGUGGAGCACUCGCUGCUGGCGCUGCCGGGCGUGCAGAAGAGCGACAUCAAGACGGUCAUCAGCCACCCGCAGGCGCUCGCGCAGUGCGCGCACACCAUCUCGUCCAUGGGCGCCAAGCCGCGCGCCGAGUACGACACGGCCGGCAGCGCCAAGAUGCUGGCCGACAACCAGUGGCGCGACACGGCCGCCGUGGCCAGCGACCUGGCCGCCGAGUACUACGGACUGCAGGUGCUGCAGCGCAACGUCGAGGACGACGCCGGCAACUUCACGCGCUUCCUGCUGCUGAGCAAGAAGGAGGACCUGGGCCUCGACGCCAAGGCCGGCACGGAGUUCAAGACGUCGCUCGUCUUCUCCUUCGUCGACAGCAACGAGAAGGGCCAGCUCUACAAGGCGCUGUCCGCCUUCUCGCUGCGCGACAUCGACAUGUCCAAGAUCGAGUCGAGGCCCUGGGGCCACACGGCCGAGCAGCAGUACCAGGACUCGGUCGCGGCUUCGGUCGGCGACGACUUCUCGCUCUCAUCCGAGAGCGCGCGCAGGAAGUACAGCUACUUGUUCUACGUGGACCUCAUCGGCCACCAGACGGACGAGAACAUCAUCAACGCGCUCCGCCAUCUGCGUGAGUUCUGCAAGUUCGUGCGCGUGCUCGGCUCGUACCCGACCAAGGGCAAACUGCUGGGCGAGGUGCGCAAGACGCUUGAGGCCGUGGGCGCGUACCAGGCCAACCCGGUCACGGCCUCGCCCGCCGUCGCACCGCAGGAGCACAAGCCCGUGCGCCUCAACAUCGGCAUCUACGGCUUUGGCAACUUCGGCCAGUUCUUGGCCAAGACCAUGGCCAAGGCACACGACGUGCGCGCCACCUCGCGUACGGACUACUCGAGUGUGGCCGCGCAGCUCGGAUGCAAGUACUACUCGUCGGAGACCCAGCUGGAGCAGUUCUUUGAUGGGUUGGAUGUCCUGGUGCUCGGUGUGAGCAUUCUGUCGUUCGAAGGCGUGCUGAGCAAGAUCCCCAAGCACCUCCUCGAGAACCUCGUGAUCGUCGACGUGCUGUCCGUGAAGACGCACCCCAAGCAGAUCAUGCUCAAGAGUCUGCCCGAGAGCGCGAGCAUCUUGUGCACGCACCCCAUGUUCGGCCCCGAGAGUGGCAAGUACUCGUGGAGAGGUCUGCCCAUGAUGUACGAAAAGGUGCGCAUCACCUCCGGCGAGCACAACCACGUCAUGGACAACUUCCUGCGCAUCUUCGAGACGGAAAUGUGCCGCAUGCUUGAGAUGACGUGCGAGUCCCACGACGAGUAUGCGGCCAGCAGCCAGUUCUUGACACACUUGACGGGCCGUAUCCUCAGCGUGCAGGGCGUCAAGAACACGCCGAUUGACACGCGCGGUUUCAAGAACCUCGUCCGUCUUGUCGAAGACACCUGCAAGGACAGCUUCGACCUGUUCCAGGGUCUCUACAAGUUCAACCCCAACUCCGAGCAGCAGAUUCAGAAGUUCCGCGAGUCUCUGAAUGAAGUCACCCAAAAGCUCGGUAACCUGACGGAGAAGUACCCGCAGAACCCGCUGCUGGGCAAGAUCGCCGCGUCCAAGACGGUGGUGAUCCACGGCAUGGCGAAGCAGCUGGAGGCCGAGGGCAAGCAGGUGUGGUCGCUGUGCGUGGGCGAGCCUGACUUCGCCCCCGCGGAGCGCGUGCUGAAGGCUGGCAUGUCCGCUAUGGAGCAGGGCAAGGUGAAGUACACGGACGUGAAGGGCACGGCGGAGCUGCGCACGCUGAUCUCGCAGUACCUGGAGACGUGCAAGGGUCUGAAGUACGACCCGCUGACGGAGAUCCUGGUGUCGAACGGCGCGAAGCAGACGGUGUACCAGGCUCUGCUGACGAUCACCAAGCCUGGUGAGCAGGUGCUGAUCCCUGCGCCGUACUGGGUGAGCUACCCGGAGAUGGUGAAGCUGACCGGCGGCGAGCCCGUGAUUCUCCAGACGAAGCUGUCGGAGAACUACCUGAUCGACCCGGUGGAGCUGGAGAAGGCCCUGGUGGCCAACCCGCGCGUGAAGUCGCUGAUGCUGUGCAACCCGAGCAACCCUGCUGGCACGGUGCACUCGCCGGCGCAGCUGGAGAGCAUCGCUGCGGUUCUGCGCAAGCCUCAGUUCCGUCACAUCCUGGUGAUCGCCGAUGAGAUCUACGAGCAGCUGGUGUACCAGGACGAGGGCGAGGAGAAACGCGAGCACCAGAGCUUCGCGACGCUGCCGGGCAUGUACGAGCGCACGCUGACGGUGAACGGCUUUUCGAAGUCGCACGCGAUGCCGGGUCUGCGCAUCGGCUACCUGGCGGCGCCGAAGUACUUCACGCAGGUGUGCACGAAGCUGCAGGGCCAGCUGACGUCGUGCGCGAACUCGGUGGGUCAGGCUGCCGCCGUGGAGGCGAUGAAGUUCGAAAUGGAGUGUGUGUCGCAGAACAAGGAGCGCAUGACGGAGACGCUGGCGAUCAUGGACGAGAAGCGCAAGUACAUCGUGAAGCGUCUGCAGGCGAUCCCGCAGCUGGAGUUCGCGUACCCGACGUCGGCGUUCUACGUGUUCCUGGACCUGGCUUCGUACUUCGAGGGCAAGCAGGGCGUGACGGCGGACAAGAGCGAGGUGGUGAAGGACGCGGAUGACUUCUGCGAGUACCUGCUUCGCCACUACCACGUGGCUCUGGUGCCCGGCUCGGCCUUCGGCGUGAAGAACGGUCUGCGCAUUUCGUACGCGUGCUCGAUGGAGACGAUUCAGCACGCUCUGGACGGCCUGGAGCAGUCGCUGGGCGGACUGACGUUCACCCCGGUGGCUGGCGGAGCUGUUACCCCGGCCAUGGCUGCUCCUGCUGUGAGUGGAGGCGUUGCGAUCACCCGGGCUCUGUUCCGCGAGGAUGCUCCCCUGACGGAGAAGUACCCGCAGAACCCGCUGCUGGGCAAGAUCGCCGCGUCCAAGACGGUGGUGAUCCACGGCAUGGCGAAGCAGCUGGAGGCCGAGGGCAAGCAGGUGUGGUCGCUGUGCGUGGGCGAGCCUGACUUCGCCCCCGCGGAGCGCGUGCUGAAGGCUGGCAUGUCCGCUAUGGAGCAGGGCAAGGUGAAGUACACGGACGUGAAGGGCACGGCGGAGCUGCGCACGCUGAUCUCGCAGUACCUGGAGACGUGCAAGGGUCUGAAGUACGACCCGCUGACGGAGAUCCUGGUGUCGAACGGCGCGAAGCAGACGGUGUACCAGGCUCUGCUGACGAUCACCAAGCCUGGUGAGCAGGUGCUGAUCCCUGCGCCGUACUGGGUGAGCUACCCGGAGAUGGUGAAGCUGACCGGCGGCGAGCCCGUGAUUCUCCAGACGAAGCUGUCGGAGAACUACCUGAUCGACCCGGUGGAGCUGGAGAAGGCCCUGGUGGCCAACCCGCGCGUGAAGUCGCUGAUGCUGUGCAACCCGAGCAACCCUGCUGGCACGGUGCACUCGCCGGCGCAGCUGGAGAGCAUCGCUGCGGUUCUGCGCAAGCCUCAGUUCCGUCACAUCCUGGUGAUCGCCGAUGAGAUCUACGAGCAGCUGGUGUACCAGGACGAGGGCGAGGAGAAACGCGAGCACCAGAGCUUCGCGACGCUGCCGGGCAUGUACGAGCGCACGCUGACGGUGAACGGCUUUUCGAAGUCGCACGCGAUGCCGGGUCUGCGCAUCGGCUACCUGGCGGCGCCGAAGUACUUCACGCAGGUGUGCACGAAGCUGCAGGGCCAGCUGACGUCGUGCGCGAACUCGGUGGGUCAGGCUGCCGCCGUGGAGGCGAUGAAGUUCGAAAUGGAGUGUGUGUCGCAGAACAAGGAGCGCAUGACGGAGACGCUGGCGAUCAUGGACGAGAAGCGCAAGUACAUCGUGAAGCGUCUGCAGGCGAUCCCGCAGCUGGAGUUCGCGUACCCGACGUCGGCGUUCUACGUGUUCCUGGACCUGGCUUCGUACUUCGAGGGCAAGCAGGGCGUGACGGCGGACAAGAGCGAGGUGGUGAAGGACGCGGAUGACUUCUGCGAGUACCUGCUUCGCCACUACCACGUGGCUCUGGUGCCCGGCUCGGCCUUCGGCGUGAAGAACGGUCUGCGCAUUUCGUACGCGUGCUCGAUGGAGACGAUUCAGCACGCUCUGGACGGCCUGGAGCAGUCGCUGGGCGGUCUUACCUUUGAGUAA